UCAGGAUCUCAGCAAGGCUGGGAAAGGAGAGCCUUGUAGGACAAUUAAGUUGCUGUAGAUUGGUGUUGAAUGACCAACCUAAGCUGCAGUUGGCAGUGUGACCAUCAGGUGGCAGUAUCCUUCUUUUGUUCUCUCCGGAUGGCUCAAGUUGGGCUCGACGGGCUGUAGGCCACAUCGCUGGGGAAGCAAUGUGAACGAUUAGCCGUAUAAAAUCCAGGCUUUUUAGAGGGAAGCAUCAAAAAUGGGGAAAAGAGACAACAGGGUGGCGUAUAUAAACCCUAUAGCUGUUGCUAGAGCUCGAGGGCCAGCUCCGUCGACAGGGCCUUCCAUACAGGAUUACCUGAACAGACCCAGGCCUACGUGGGAAGAGGUCAAGGAACAGUUGGAGAAGAAAAAGAAGGGCUCACGGGCCCUGGCUGAAUUUGAAGAAAAAAUGAAUGAGAAAUGGAAAAAGGAACUUGAAAAAAAUAGAGAGAAGGUGCUCGGUGGAAGUGAAAGCGCUUCAAAAAAGAAAGAAAAAAAGCGUAAAGAAAAGAAAAAAUCCAGCAGGGUGAGAAAAACAUUUCAAAUUACCAUCAGAAACAAAACCGCGCAGCAUUUAAUGUGACUCCAAGUUACAAUGGGUGUGUUCUAGCACUUGCCA
Molecule: messenger RNA, 643 nt
Organism: Lepisosteus oculatus (spotted gar)
Lineage: Eukaryota; Metazoa; Chordata; Actinopteri; Semionotiformes; Lepisosteidae
Source: RefSeq, a predicted model, not a curated record